Molecule: messenger RNA, 540 nt
Organism: Knipowitschia caucasica
Lineage: Eukaryota; Metazoa; Chordata; Actinopteri; Gobiiformes; Gobiidae
Source: the annotation of a GenBank genome assembly
AUGGGGAUUCUGUUUACGAAGCUAUGGAGGCUGUUCAACCACCAAGAGCACAAAGUCAUUAUUGUGGGGCUAGACAACGCCGGAAAAACCACUAUUCUCUACCAGUUCUCCAUGAAUGAGGUGGUGCACACAUCUCCCACCAUCGGCAGCAACGUGGAGGAGAUCGUAGUGAACAACACGCACUUCCUCAUGUGGGACAUCGGGGGGCAGGAGUCGCUCCGGUCCUCCUGGAACACCUACUACACCAACACAGAGUUUGUUAUCGUGGUGGUCGACAGCACAGACAGAGAACGAAUCUCUGUAACCAAAGAGGAGCUCUACAGAAUGCUUGCACAUGAAGACUUGAGAAAGGCAGGUCUGCUGAUUUUUGCGAACAAACAGGACGUGAAAGGUUGUAUGUCGGUGGCAGAGAUCUCCCAGAGUCUGCAGCUCACUUCUGUCAAAGAUCAUCAGUGGCACAUCCAGGCCUGCUGCGCGCUCACCGGAGAGGGCCUGUGUCAGGGUCUGGAGUGGAUGAUGUCCCGGCUGCGCGUGAGAUGA